AUGGGUGCGGGACAGUCCACCGACGCGUCGUCACAAACACCCUCGCGCGCACUGCAUGUGCUGCGCGUCACUCCGUCCUCGCCCGCUUCUCAGACGUCCAUCGAGCCCUUCUUUGACUUUGUAGUCGGUCAUCAGGGCGACAACUUUUCCGCGAACAAGACCGUUGAUGCAGGGCAGCUUGAGAAGAUAGUGGAAGGCCAUGAGGGGCGGACGCUGAAUCUACUCGUAUGGAACAGCAAGAGCCAACAAACAAGGGUCGUACCGAUUACGCCGUCAAGGGACUGGUCUCUGCCGCAGUCCAACAUCCCUGACCCUCAGGAGCCUGAGGCGGAGCGUAAGCCAUCGCUGCUUGGCCUAAGUAUGCGCAUGUGCGAGCCCGAAUUUGCACUCGACAACGUAUGGCAUGUCCUAGAUGUUCUGGAAGGCAGUCCAGCGGAAAGUGCCGGUCUAGUUCCCUUCGGCGACUGGAUCAUCGGUUGGUCUGGCGGAGUCCUCAGUGCAGAAGGUGACUUCUACGACGUUGUGGAAGCGCAUGUUGAAAAACCGUUACGAGUGUUUGUGUAUUCAUUUGACUUCGAUACGAUCAGAGAGGUGGUACUUGUUCCAAAUCGACAUUGGGGCGGUGAAGGGCUACUAGGUUGUGUUUUCGGCUUUGGCCUCCUACAUCGAAUACCUCCACUCCCUGUAGACAGGGAACCUGGUUCAAUGCCGCCUGAGCUCGCAGAAUACCCCGACGAGUACGAGGAGCAAGAGCUCUUUGUGCCCGCGGACUUACAUAGCGAGCCCGAGGGCCCGGAGCUUAGCGAGGACGAGAUGCGGUGGCAACACGAAGAGUGGCUCCGGCAAUCCAGCGCGAGCGAUUACGAGUAUGAGCACGAACCCGCUAAUGAGACGUCUUCUGCGUAUGCGUCGGGGUCCGAGUUUGAGCACGUCCGCGCCUCGUCGGGCAGCGAACACUCACCCAUUAUGUAUACCGACGAGGAGGAACAUACGCCUGUCGAACACGAUGCGCCAGAACAACAGAAACACACGCCUGACCCACCGGCAAACCCUACCUCUGAAGCUGAAGCUGAAUCAGAGUUAGAACCUGAGGACGAACCCGAGCCGCAGCCUACCCCCGUCGUGCAUGUCACGCCUGUGCGAGCUGCCUCGUUCGGCACUCCACGCGCGUCCACGCCGACGCCACGCGCUCUGGGUUCAUUUAUGAACGGUAUUGGCAUCAGCCCGCGCACACACUCGUGGUCUGAAGGUAGGGCACAGGGCCGCAUGUUCGACCGCAGCGACUGGGAUGCGUCGGCGCGGGCCGGGCUGAAUGAGGGGGGCCGCGGCGACGAUCGAGAUGAGACCGUGAGCGUCGCGGAUACGGAUGCGACUGAGACUACGGAGGUGGACAGUGAAGUUACCUCCCAGGCGGGGAGUCUCACGAGCAUUGACUAGCAUUUGGGGUUGAGUGUGGCCAUGAUUGAGCGAUUUUGUUCGGCAUCGUGAUCCGAAAUGGUUACUUUUGGGGGCUGAGGACGUUCUUACAGUACGCGCGGCACCCAAUCGGGAGCGGUGUGCACAUCGCUGUGUGCUUACAUGGAGGCAUUUCUUUCUGCAUGUUUAGAUGAUGAGCAUUCUUGCACUGUUUUCGGAUGAAUGUCGGGGGAAUACAUAAGCAAUGACUUAAGGG
This is a messenger RNA of Postia placenta MAD-698-R-SB12, 1672 nucleotides long. RefSeq lists its product as hypothetical. The coding region runs from base 1 to 1437 and encodes 478 amino acids. Gene Ontology annotation, biological process: Golgi organization. Gene Ontology annotation, molecular function: protein binding. Gene Ontology annotation, cellular component: Golgi apparatus. The record is from RefSeq and is a predicted model, not a curated record. The transcript is spliced from 6 exons. Lineage: Eukaryota; Fungi; Basidiomycota; Agaricomycetes; Polyporales; Adustoporiaceae.